CAGUUUAAGGAGUCUGAGUAGAUAAUAAUCCCCAGGUCAAUGGAUUACUACCUGUUUGUGUAUUAUAAACGUGUGACGUCGCCUAGUUUAUAGACGAGUGAAUCCAGUUUUACAGACGAGACCUAGUGUUGUCAAUCUGCUGUCUCACCUUCCUACCUGAACAUCUGAUCUAUGUUCUGGUCCACAUAGACCCCAACAGACGACGCAACCACAGAAACAAGCAUCACCAUGUCAACCAGGGACAAGGCUACUGAACAACUGAACGAGUUCAAACUGUCACACGCGACCCCGGAACAAUGUACCACUGGUACGGGGGCCCCUAUAGGGCUGAAGACAGCGACAAUGACGGCGGGACCCCUGGGGCCGGUCCUCGUCCAGGACUUUGUGUUUAAUGACGAGAUGGCGCACUUUGACAGGGAGAGGAUCCCAGAGAGGGUGGUCCACGCCAAGGGGGCAGGAGCCUUCGGGUACUUUGAGUGCACUCAUGACAUCAGUAAAUACACCAAGGCCAAACCCUUCGAGUCGGUCGGCAAGAAGACGCCCGUGGGUGUUCGAUUCUCCACCGUCGGUGGAGAGAGCGGAUCUGCCGACACAGCUCGUGACCCCCGGGGUUUCGCCGUAAAAAUGUACACCGAGGACGGAAACUGGGACAUAGUGGGCAACAACACCCCAAUCUUCUUCAUCCGGGACCCCAUCCUGUUCCCCAGCUUUAUUCACACCCAGAAGAGAAACCCGCGCACUCACCUAAAGGACCCUGACAUGUUCUGGGACUUCAUCUCUUUGAGGCCGGAAACCACUCACCAGGUGUCCUUCCUGUUCUCAGACCGAGGCACACCGGACGGUUAUAGGAGGAUGAACGGCUACGGCAGUCACACCUUUAAACUGGUCAACAAGGACGGCAAACCAGUCUUCUGCAAAUUCCACUUCAAGACUGACCAAGGCAUCCAGAAUCUGUCGGCGGCCGAAGCUAAUCGUUUGUCUGCCGAGGACCCCGACUAUGCCAUCCGGGAUCUGUACAACAAUAUCGAGGACGGGAAAUACCCCUCCUGGACGCUCAAAAUCCAGAUCAUGACGCCGGAACAGGCCGAGAAAUACAAGUGGAACCCGUUCGAUGUGACCAAAGUGUGGUCCCAGAAGGACUACCCUCUGAUCGAGGUCGGGAAGAUGGUGCUGAACAGGAACCCCAACAACUACUUCGCUGAGGUGGAACAGAUCGCCUUCUCCCCCGCUCACUUCAUCCCGGGGGUGGAGGCCAGUCCAGACAAGAUGUUACAGGGCCGUCUUUUCUCUUACUCCGACACCCACCGUCAUAGACUGGGGGCCAACUACCUACAGAUCCCCGUCAACUGUCCAUACAAAGCCAAGACCUUCCACUACCAGAGGGACGGACCCCAGUGUGUCAAUGACAACCAAGGAGGUGCCCCGAACUAUUUCCCGAACAGCUUCUCUGGCCCAAUGGACGACCCGGUGGGCUGCGAGUCGUGCCCCUUUACAACCACUGGAGAGUGCAGACGCUACAACUCGGCGGAUGAAGACAACUUCUCACAAGUCGGCAUAUUCUGGAAUCAGGUACUGAAGCCCGAGGAGAGGGACCGAUUGGUUGAGAACAUUGGAAACCAUCUGAUCAAUACCCAGAAGUUUAUCCGCGACCGCGCCGUCAAAAACUUCGGACAGGCGGACCCAGAGUUCGGCCGGAAGUUACAGGCGCACCUCGACUCCGUCAGCAAUGUGAGCAAAAUCAACGUGGUUUUGAAUGGUGUCAAAAUGUCGGAUAAAUAAAACUCCAGUUGUACUAAAGCAAAAGGAAGGAUUUAAAAAAAGUGACUCCUGCUUUUAUUAACACUAACUUUGGAUAUGGAUGCAUCUGUAUUUCCUUGAAUUGUACAUGUAUUCCAGUAUUCUAAUGCCAUAUUAUUUAAUAGUGGCCACAUUUAGUGCUUUGGUUUGAUGCUUUUCUGCAUAGAUCAUUAAAUAAAAUGUGUACAUUGUACAUUUAUAUGUGUUUGAUAUAAUACGGUACUCGGUUGUUUUCAAAACUUCUUCAAUAAAACAAAAACAAAAAAAUUUCGUU
Molecule: messenger RNA, 2071 nt
Organism: Magallana angulata
Lineage: Eukaryota; Metazoa; Mollusca; Bivalvia; Ostreida; Ostreidae
Product: catalase-like
Exons: 13
Coding region: 229-1779 (516 amino acids)
Biological process (GO): response to hydrogen peroxide; hydrogen peroxide catabolic process
Cellular component (GO): mitochondrion; peroxisome; cytoplasm
Molecular function (GO): catalase activity; heme binding
Source: RefSeq, a predicted model, not a curated record